AAGCAACGUCCAAUUUUCAUUUUAAUUCUUUUUAUUUUUUUCUUUGUUUGCCCAUUGUAGAAUUCAAUUUCGAAGUAAAAAAAAAGAAAAAGAAAAAUGAUGAUGAAGGUUAGGCAGAACGUGGUUGUUGGCUUCCUUUGCCACAAUAAUAACAAAUAUGAUGAUAAUAGAGCAGCAGCAGCUUCUGCGGAUCGCUCACGGCUCAAUCAGUUCCUCAUUUUCCCCUCUUCCUCCUCUCCUCGAUCGGUUGUCACAGCCGCCGCCGUCAUGGCAUCCAUCGGCGGCAGCAAUCUCAUCACCUCCUCCAAUCACUUGAGGCAUGUGGAUUUCAUUACCAAUUUGCCUUCGGGGCCCCGAAAGAUUUCUCACUUGAAUGCUGUCGUCUUGGGGGAAGCUUCUGCAUCUGAGGAAGCCGAUCUCGUUUUACCCAGCCAACAGUUCUCCAGCCAGGCCCUCGUUCCUUCUCAUCAAAAGUACUUGGAGAUGUACAUGAGAUCCAUUCAGGAUCCUGCCGGAUUCUGGUCCGAUAUUGCGUCUCAGUUCUACUGGAAGCAGAAAUGGCCAGAACAGGUCUAUUCCGAUAAUCUGGAUAUUCGGAAAGGCCCUAUCAAGAUUGAGUGGUUCAAAGGUGGUAUCACCAACAUUUGCUACAAUUGUGUUGAUAGAAACAUAGAAGCUGGCCUCGGUGACAAAAUCGCCCUUUACUGGGAAGGAAAUGAGCCUGGCUUUGAUGACACUUUGACUUACUCCCAGCUGCUCCACAGAGUUUGCCAGCUCGCAAAUUACUUGAAAGAUAUUGGUGUUAAAAGGGGUGAUGCUGUUGUCAUUUAUUUGCCUAUGCUAAUGGAACUUCCCAUUGCUAUGCUUGCUUGUGCCCGAAUUGGUGCUGUUCACUCGGUUGUGUUUGCCGGAUUUUCUGCCGAAUCUCUUGCUCAGCGAAUUGUGGAUUGCAAACCAAAAGCUGUCAUUACUUGCAAUGCUGUUAAAAGGGGUCCCAAGAUCAUCCACCUUAAAGAAAUUGUUGAUGCUGCCCUCAUUCAAUCUGCCAAGACUGGGAUCUCAGUAGAUGUAUGCUUAACCUAUGAAAACCAAUCAGCCAUGAAGAGGGAAAGCACUAAUUGGCAGGAAGGAAGAGAUGUAUGGUGGUCGGUACGUACACAAUGCCUCUUUCACUAAUUGAGCAUAACAUGGUGUAGAUCUGUCUUCGUAUCUAAUGCUUGAAGUACCUGAAUAUAAAUAUAUAGAGUAGGGAUCCAUUUACACACAAGUUUUACACACCACUUACACAAAAUUUUGACCAUCUUCACUUCUAAUGGUUGAGAUUUAUCAUGGAUAAAAAGAUAAUAAUCUUUAAUAAUAAAAAGUUAAUAAAUCUCAACCAUUGAA
Molecule: messenger RNA, 1386 nt
Organism: Rubroshorea leprosula
Lineage: Eukaryota; Viridiplantae; Streptophyta; Magnoliopsida; Malvales; Dipterocarpaceae
Source: the annotation of a GenBank genome assembly